UGCAGCGGACGGGGAAAUAGCGCAGACGUUCACGUGAUUCCCUUUUUAUUCGGGCAGUCCGCUGGUGCGUUUUGCUUCUUGUUUUUUUACCCACCGCGCCUUUGCGAGAGUGCAGCUGAUGUGCGGCCCGUCACAGCCGGCAGAUUGUCUAGUUGCACCGUAACGUCGCUGCGAUCUUCUCUCCCGGUUCGACAAGAGCGGCCGAGCUUCCUACAAACCGCCGGCGAUGUCUACGACUUCAGACGUACUACCGCCCGACGCCCCGGCGCCGCGGCUCUGCCACCUCGUCAAGAUCGCUUCCUUCGAAGGCUACGGCUUCAACCUCCACGCCGAGAAGUCCAAGCCGGGACAGUUCAUCGGCAAAGUGGACCCGCACAGCCCCGCCGAACUGGCGGGGAUGCUCGAAGGCGAUCGGAUCGUCGAAGUGAACGGCGUCAACAUCGCCAACGAGAACCACAAACAGGUGGUCGAACGAAUCAAGUCCGUGCCCGAUGAGACCAAGCUUUUGGUGGUGGACAGUGCGGCGGACGCCUGGUACAAGGACCGCAAGAUUGUGCCCCGAGGAACGCAGGAUAACGUGCGCUACAUCCGGACUCCGGCGGACGGCGUUCCUCAGCCCAACGGCCACCACCACGAGGAAACGACGGCAGCCAACGGAGACGUUAUCCGAAAAGUAAGCCCAGCUUCUCGACCGUAUGAUUUGUCGCGCGCGUUCACCCGAUACCUACGGAGCUUGUAA
This is a messenger RNA of Ixodes scapularis (black-legged tick), 739 nucleotides long. RefSeq names its product Na(+)/H(+) exchange regulatory cofactor NHE-RF1-like. Lineage: Eukaryota; Metazoa; Arthropoda; Arachnida; Ixodida; Ixodidae. Gene Ontology annotation, biological process: protein localization to plasma membrane. Gene Ontology annotation, cellular component: apical plasma membrane. Gene Ontology annotation, molecular function: protein binding; protein-membrane adaptor activity. The record is from RefSeq and is a predicted model, not a curated record. Bases 227 to 739 code for a protein of 170 amino acids. The transcript has a single exon.